AUGGAGGUGAGGAAUCACACUUUGGUUACAGAGUUCAUCCUGCUGGGCAUCCCACACACAGAAGGGCAAGAAACCAUGCUCUUUGUUGUGUUCUCCGUCUUCUACCUCUGCACCCUACUAGGAAAUCUGCUCAUCCUUGUGGCUGUGAUGUCUGACUCCCACCUCCACACUCCUAUGUAUUUCUUUCUUUGUAACCUCUCUGUGCUAGAUAUUGGCUUCUCUUCUGUGAGCACACCGAAGAUGUUGGCCAACCUGCUGGUGAGGAACCGAGUCAUCUCCCUGGGGGGCUGCAUGUCUCAGGUCUUUUUUUACCACUUCCUCGGCAGCACUGAGUGUCUGCUCUACACGGUGAUGGCGUAUGACCGGUUUGCUGCCAUCUGCCACCCACUGCGUUACACCACCAUCAUGAACCGCCGGGUGUGUGCCCUGCUGGCUGCUGGCACCUGGUUUACUAGCUCUUUUCACGCCACAAUUCUCACCACGCUGACCUUCCAACUGCCCUACUGUGGGUCUAAUGAGGUAGACUAUUUCUUUUGUGACAUCUUUCCUGUAGUCAAAUUGGCGUGUGGUAACACCCUCAUCAUUGAGACAGUGAGCUUCACCAACAUCGGCCUUGUGCCCAUGAUGUGUUUUCUGCUCAUCCUUGCCUCUUACAUCCGCAUUGUCAUUGCAAUCCUAAAGAUGCACUCUGCUGAGGGGAGGCGCAAGGCAGCGUCUACCUGUGUCUCCCACCUCUCGGUGGUCACACUGUUCUUUGGGCCCUGUGCCCUCAUCUAUACCCAGCCAUCUUUGAGCGAGGUACUCGUAACCCCAGUGCAAAUCUUUGGCAAUGUAGUCACCCCCAUGCUGAACCCCACAAUCUACACUCUGAGAAACAAAGAUGUCAAAGGAGCCUUGAAAAAACUGGGUACGGGCCAGAUAGUUUCAGGUCACUAG
Nyctereutes procyonoides (raccoon dog) is the source of this 936-nucleotide messenger RNA. Its product is annotated as olfactory receptor 958-like. Gene Ontology annotation, biological process: G protein-coupled receptor signaling pathway. Bases 1 to 936 code for a protein of 311 amino acids. NCBI's taxonomy places the organism in Eukaryota, Metazoa, Chordata, Mammalia, Carnivora, Canidae. Gene Ontology annotation, cellular component: membrane. The transcript has a single exon. The record is from RefSeq and is a predicted model, not a curated record. Gene Ontology annotation, molecular function: olfactory receptor activity; G protein-coupled receptor activity.